GUCUGCUAUGUUUGAUGCCUAUCAUGUUUUAGGCAACUCCUGGGCAACCCGGUGCAAAUAAUUUCAUAAUACAUAUUAUAAAGUAAAAAACUCCGAAGAAUAUCAACUGAAAAUUAUAAUGUCAUAGUGAAUAAAUAAACAAAUAAAUAAAAUAACAUGUGGAAAAUUUUAAGGAGCAAUGCUCGUGCAGUGACACGUUCGCACUAUGUGCAAAAGCUGAACAGAACAUUUUUAUCAGAAGCUUACAGAUGUACCGAUGCAUGGAACAAGAGACUUGAAUCGCCUAUUCUCAGUAAAAUAAAUCCAGAUGAAUUUUUCAUCGAACUUGACAAAAAAUUUCAAAGCUCCGGCAGAGCGAGUGCGGUUGAUGUUGACAUUUACUCGAAUAUCGUUACAAAUAUUGAUCACGUUGAAGGUCUCCUCAAUAUUCUCACCAAACUAAGGUUAACAUCCGAAGCUUCUAAUAUUUUGGAUUCGACUCAUCAUGCGGUCAUUCGAUACUUAUUUGACAACAACAAUAUCGACGAUCUUCUAACCGUAUUGAACGAUCGCAUCAACUAUGGAAUAUUUCCUGAUUACUUGUGUUACAAUAUUCUCAUGGAUACAUUCAUAAAAAGACAAGAUUAUGCUUCUGCUGCUCGAGUCGCUGUUUUGUUAAUGCUUCAGGAAGAUUCUUCCAAUCCUAUAUCCAAUGCUUUAGCUUUAUAUUCGUGUCUUAAAUAUCUUGAAAACCCAGAGAGUUGGAAGGCUCCAGAACCAGAGCCUGAGGAAGAUCCAAAGGGUGAAGAAAUUAAAGUUCGAGUUCAAUUCAUCAGGAAUCCUUUCUUCGAUGAUCACUUUGACCUAACAGACCCACAAGAUCUUGUAGGGAAAACUCUUGUUUUCUAUGGUAAAGCAAGCAACGAUGUUGUCAGCAGAAGUUGCCAUCUCAGAGGCCUUGUACUAUGGAAAAAGUAUAAAGAUGCUUCCAAUUUGAUAAAACAGUGGACAGACAACAAUCAGAACGAAUGUAUUUAUGAAGAAGUAUUGGCUCAAGUACAACAACACCUUUCACAUAUUCCUGAAGAUAAAAUAACUGAUGAAGUAAAAGAGCUAAAUGAGCUCUUGAAUAAAUUGGAUAGAAGCAACCUCGCAAAAGGUUCCGUGCUUGAAGAAAUAGAAAAAAGAGUACGAGAGGCUGUCAAAACUCAUGAAGAAACUGAUAUAUCGGAGACUUACAAGAUUUAUGACGAUUGGGAAAAGACGAGGAUUUCCUUGCUCCAGGCUCAAAUCGACGAACUUGAUAAAAAAUCAAGGCUGGAAAAGGUUGAUGAAAUGAAGAAAGAGCUACAAUUGCGGGAACGCUUCCUGACUUUCUUCGAAAAUAAGAAAACGAUUGAAUUACAAAUUGAGCAGAAAAUAAUAAUGGAGAACAGGAAGUAUGGUCCCAAAUUACGAGUAGCUGAAGACAUUGACGACAAUUACAUACCUCCCGUAAUAAAAAAAGAGCGAAGAAACUAAUGCUCGUUAAAACUUAAUGAGAAGAUUACAACGUGCGAGUAUCGAUAUACGUAUUGCAAAUUUUAUACAAGCGUUACAUUUCUGUACAUUAUUAGUCUUGUUUUAUGUCAUUCUUUCCUUACAUUCUAAUGACAUUUAUACUUGAUUAACUCGUUGGAAUUUGAUACGACGAGCUGACCCGAUAUAUUAUACAAUUGCGUCAACGCUCAAGUAAUUAUAGUAUCGAUGAGAAUGAUCAUUAGGCUUCGUACGAAAUACCGCAUUUUGAGCGUGAAUUACUGAGACGUCUUAGCCAUUUUGAUAUCGGAAUGUUCCCAAGGCCUAUUCAACCGAAAAGUCAAAUGCGCUCAUGUAAAUAGGAACACCAAUGACGAUUUCUUGCAACGUGCUAUUGUCAAUUGUACGGAACAUUCAUGAGCUUUAUGCUCAAUUUUUCAUUCGUUUUCUUUUGUUUUUUCAUUGCCACAAUCAUCACCUGAAAACACAAAAUUUCAUUUUUAUAACUAUUGUUCACAAAACAAACCGAAAAUAAACUUAUCAUGAUGAUGUAACCUUA
This is a messenger RNA of Venturia canescens, 2056 nucleotides long. RefSeq lists its product as uncharacterized. NCBI's taxonomy places the organism in Eukaryota, Metazoa, Arthropoda, Insecta, Hymenoptera, Ichneumonidae. The coding region runs from base 157 to 1500 and encodes 447 amino acids. The transcript is spliced from 2 exons. Gene Ontology annotation, cellular component: mitochondrion. The record is from RefSeq and is a predicted model, not a curated record.